AUGGCUGACAGGAGUCGCAUACAGCGAAAAACGGACAGACAGGCGAAAGAAGCGGGUGAAAAGACCAAGGAUGGAAAGGAAGUGAAGAAUGAAGGAGAAAAUGUUCACGAUAAUGGAGAGGGACCAUCAAGUGAGCUAUUGUCUGCCAAUGAUGUAACUGCUAAUGAUGAAAAUGGAGAUCUUGAGGUUGAGCCAAUGGAACUACCUCCAUUUGAAAUCAUUGCAGGGGAUCGGAUUGAUCCUUUUGCAUUCAAGUUCCAGUUCAAGAAUGUGGAAUACUCCUCAGGCCGCAAUAAGACCUUUUUAUGCUACCUGGUGGAUAAAGGGAAUACAGCUAAUGGGCUUCUAAGAGGCUGUCUUGAGGAUGAACAUGCUGGAUCCCAUGCUGAAGAUGCCUUCUUCACACAGUGCCUGUCUGACUACGACCCUUCACUUAAAUACACGAUCACUUGGUAUAUGUCAUCUAGUCCCUGCUCUGCUUGUGCAGCAAAAAUAGCUGAUGUUUUGAAUACCAAGAAAAACAUCAAAAUGAGCAUAUUUGCUGCUCGCCUGUUUGAGUUUGAGGAACCAGAGAUCCAAGCUGGCCUAAAGUCUCUACAUAAAGCUGGAUGUAAAUUGAGGAUGAUGAAGCCUCUGGACUUUUCCUAUACUUGGGAUACAUUUGUGGAGAAUGAGGACCAACCUCUUAAUCUGUGGGAAGACUGCAAGGACAACUAUGAGUAUUAUCAUGAAAAGCUUUCUGAUAUUCUUCAGUGA
Nerophis lumbriciformis (worm pipefish) is the source of this 756-nucleotide messenger RNA. The record is from RefSeq and is a predicted model, not a curated record. Lineage: Eukaryota; Metazoa; Chordata; Actinopteri; Syngnathiformes; Syngnathidae.